This is a messenger RNA of Laccaria bicolor S238N-H82, 1896 nucleotides long. RefSeq lists its product as uncharacterized. NCBI's taxonomy places the organism in Eukaryota, Fungi, Basidiomycota, Agaricomycetes, Agaricales, Hydnangiaceae. The transcript is spliced from 17 exons. Bases 1 to 1557 code for a protein of 518 amino acids. The record is from RefSeq and is a predicted model, not a curated record.
AUGUAUGCAAAAUGGCAUGUUGUGCAACUGGUUUAUAUAAAGAUUCAUGCACCAAAUAGCUCUUUCCGAGGUCUGUUCACAAAAACUUCUUCAAUCACUGAGAAAACUAUUCCAAAUGAUUCUAUUCCUUUCUGGGAUCCCCCCAAUGUCUUUGUUUUGUUGGUGCGUUGCAUCGCCAAUGAGCGCGGCGCAGUUGCCGCUGGCCCAUACCUGUGGAUCUUUCUUUUGUAUUAUGAGGAUUUGUCAUGGCUACUAGCAGGACCUUUCAUCGCUAUUCUAAAUGAAAAGCUUUCAUUUCUUAACUACAAGUUUUUGGUUGAUAUGGAGACUAUCUUGCAGGAGUUGGAUGAGAUAAAGAUUAAGAUACAUUAUGCUACAGAUCUAGAUGGAUGGUCAGAAACCGGCCGCUUCGUUGCCAAUGGAACAAUGGCAAUCAAACCGGCCGCCCCGGCUGACCCGUUCACUACGACUGAUUGUCACGUCCGGCUGUUCCGUUGUUAUUGGACCCAUGGUGAUCGAAUGGGAAAUUUCUCGGGGACAAUCUUGCUGCUGGAUCGGUCAAGGUGCAAGUUGACGCUGGAUUUAUUGGGUCCUGUUUAUCUUCGUCGGAGCCACGUUCUUAUUCACCCUCGUCAUGCCUUCCCUAGCCCCAGUUCUGGACCCAUCGUCAGGAACGGCGGAGAUGAGGGGGACGCACGAUUUGUUGUGGUUUUGGAGAGAAGAGGCCUAACCCGAAAACGAUUACGUCACCACUCCUGUCCCAACUUCAAGUUGAGACAGGAGUGUAUCAAAGAAAGUUUCUUGAUACUCGACGUUCAGCUCACCAUGGACUACACCACACACUCAAUCAAUUUCUUCCCUCCUAAACGCCAUGAAGUCGUACUUCAAGGUCAAAAAGUCGCAAAUUCUUCAGUGAUGUCUCAAAGUCUGGCGGAUUUGGUAACAGGAAACUGCCAAGCCGGACAGAGAUGGCCUUCAAGUAGCAUUUUGAUGUAUCUGGCAGAAUACAUGAGCACCGUUGGCGAAUUUGGUGGCAACGUCCAAAUUAUCCCUUUCGACGAGUCCGACGUCAGCAACAUGGAUCCCAUCAUCGACUUUGUCAUUUCCAAAGGCUCCACAUACGAUGGAGACAAUUUGUUUGUAUUGCCUCGAAUCAUCUGCACGAACAAAGAUGAUAUGGCUCAGCACCAGUUUUGCGCGAUAUUUCAGACAACUAAGGGGAACUUGUAUAACAUAAGUAUUGAUGAUCUGUACGCGUCAACCCUUGCACCGUUCUGUCGCCGCUCCGUAGGCUUCAAAGCCCUCCGGGGGGAAUUGCUCCUGCUCAACUGGACGAUAAUGCGAUUAAAGAAUCACAAACCGCAAAAAUCGAAGAAAAAGAGGCGGAAAAGGAGCCGAGAACAGCACUCAACCCAAGGCUCUGACUCGCAGAUACAAAUCGAUGGGCAGAGUGCGGAGGUAAAUGAAGCUGAACGCAGUUCUUGUAACAAUGCUGGCACAGAACUAGGAGUGGAGCCACCACAAGAAAAAGAAAUUAAAGAGAAAGAACAGAGAUAAUGACGUUGGGGAAGCGGGAAAUGUCCAAAAAGAAAAGAAAUCGAAAAGAUCGCGCAAGAGCCUAGAGGAUGAUAUUGGAGAAGCGCGUAACACCCAAAAGCUUAGAAAAAGGUUGCGGAAGCGAGUAGAGAAUGAUGUCGCAGAUGCCGGUAUCCUCGAGUCUCACCAUGAAGUGAAGGAAAGCAAGGUCAAUGGUCCAACGUUUGUAAAUUGUCACUUUAGCGCGAUGCUGUUCCCCUCGAACAGGCGCUUCAAAAACCUCCCAAGCAGCCGUCCAAAUUGAAAGUCUCUUCCCGGACAGCUGGAAAGUUCACCGCCCGCACUUCGUGAGCACGACGA